AUGCUAAAACUAUCUUAUACGCCCUUGCGAAAACAACCAAAGACGUUCGCGUUCGACCACUGUUUUUACUCCUUGGAUUCAGCUCUGCCGAAUUUUGCAUCGCAAAAGACAGUAUUCGAAUGUCUCGGCAGGGAUAUACUCGACAAUGCUUUCGACGGUUACAACGCUUGUAUCUUCGCAUAUGGACAAACAGGUUCCGGGAAGUCGUACACUAUGAUGGGCUCCUCGGGUUCUGAUGAAGGCGGUAUCAUUCCACGGUUGUGUAAUUCCUUGUUUGAAAGGAUUGCAAUACAACAAUCACCACCGGCUCUCACUUACAAGGUGGAGGUAUCAUAUAUGGAGAUAUACAACGAGCGCGUUCACGACCUACUGGACCCAGAGACAACACGUCGGUCACUCCGCGUUCGUGAACAUGCAGUCCUUGGCCCUUACGUCGAUGGACUGUCACAAUUGGCUGUCACGUCCUUCCAGGACAUCGACAACUUAAUGACGGAAGGCAAUAAAUCCCGUACAGUUGCUGCCACUAACAUGAACAGUGAAUCGUCACGUUCACACGCUGUCUUCAGUGUCGUGUUAACACAAACGCUGACCGACACUGCGACCGGUGUAAGUGGGGAAAAAGUUGCAAGGCUCUCACUGGUUGACUUGGCUGGAUCCGAGAGGGCAGUGAAGACUGGCGCAGUUGGCGAUAGGUUGAAGGAAGGAUCAAAUAUCAACAAGUCGUUGACUACCCUUGGGCUGGUAAUAUCAAAACUGGCCGACCAGUCGUCAGGCAGUAAAAAUAAGGAUAAGUUCGUACCGUACAGAGAUUCAGUGCUCACGUGGUUGCUCAAAGAUAACCUUGGCGGCAACAGCAAAACUGUCAUGGUGGCAACAAUAUCUCCAGCUGCUGAUAAUUAUGAAGAAACGCUUUCGACGCUAAGGUACGCAGACCGAGCGAAGCGCAUCGUGAACCACGCGGUCGUCAACGAGGAUCCCAAUGCGCGCAUCAUCAGGGAACUCCGUCAAGAGGUGGAGACGCUCAAAGAGAUGCUCAAACAUGCCACGAUUGAUUUUCAGGGAUCGCCUAUGGGCGAGGACGUGCAUGAGAAGUUAGCUCAGAGUGAACAUUUGAUGAAGGAGAUGUCCAGGACAUGGGAGGAGAAGCUUGUUGAAACUGGACGAGUACAAAGUGAACGUCAACAAGCUUUAGAGAAAAUGGGCAUCAGUGUACAGGCCAGCGGUAUCAAAGUAGAGAAGAACAAAUACUACCUGGUCAACUUAAACGCCGAUCCUUCUCUCAACGAACUGCUUGUAUAUUAUCUAAAGGACCGCACUUUAGUCGGCGCGGACAACUCUGCCGACAUCCAACUGUCCGGUCUCGGUAUUCAGCCGCAGCACUGCCAACUAUUAGUCGAAGGUGGUGGACUUUAUAUGGAACCCUUAGGGGCUGCAAGAUGUUUCGUUAACGGCACACCAGUUGUAUCAAGAGUGAGGUUGGGACACGCCGAUAGAAUACUGUGGGGGAACCAUCACUUCUUUAGAGCCAACUGUCCUAAGGCUGCAGAACAAGAUUCUGUUCACUCCACAGCGGCGGCAUCGGAGCCACAAACUCCGGCGCAACCGAUCGACUACAACUUUGCCAGGGACGAGAUCAUGCUCAACGAGCUAAGCAAUGAUCCUAUACAGACAGCCAUAUCAAGGCUGGAGAAACAACACGAAGAAGACAAACAAGUGGCCCUAGAGAAGCAAAGGCAAGAAUACGAAAGGCAGUUCCAACAGUUGAGAAAUAUUCUAUCACCGUCAACGCCGUACCCUCCAUAUUCGUACGAUCCGCUUAAACUGGGUAAAAUGUCAGCUUGCACGCCGACGACGGCUGCGCGCGUGGAGCGCUGGGCGGCCGAGCGCGACGACACGUUCAAGCGCUCGCUCGGCCGCCUCAAGGCGGACAUCCUGCGCGCCAACGCGCUGGUGCAGGAGGCCAAUUUCCUCGCCGAGGAGAUGCGCCGCAACACGCGCUUCAGCGUCACGCUGCAGAUUCCGCCACAGAACCUUAGCCCUAACAGAAAGCGCGGCGCAUUCGUAUCAGAGCCGGCUAUAAUGGUGAAGCGUCCUGGCCGUGGUGGCCAGGUCUGGUCCAUGGAGAAGUUGGACAACAAGCUUGUCGACAUGCGCGAUAUGUACGACGAGUGGCGGCAACGCCAGCAACGACAGGGCGAUGACGGUGUCGAUGAAGUAAAUAAUCAGGAUCAAAAGGAGACGACUUUGGAUCCAUUUUACGAGUCGCAAGAAAAUCACAAUCUGAUUGGCGUGGCCAAUGUGUUCUUGGAGGCGUUGUUUCAUGACGUCACGCUGGACUACCACACACCUAUCAUCAGUCAACAGGGCGAAGUGGCUGGUAGAUUGCAGGUUGAAAUCAGUAGAGUAGCAGGCCAAUUUCCUCAAGACAGAAUUUGUGAGGCGGCUUCAGAUAGUUCCGGUGAUAUGAGAGACGACGACGAUCCCGCCGACUCAGCGCCACAGCAAGUGACAAUCCGAGUGGUGAUAAAGCAGGCGGCGGGGCUGCCGCCGUCGCUGUCGCACUUCGUGUUCUGCCAGUACUCGGUGUUCGGCGGCACGUCGGGCGGGCACUCGGAGGCGGUGGUGGUGCCGCCCGUGGUGAGCGCCGACACGCCGCCGCCCGCGCCGCCCGCCGCGCCGCUGUCCCCGCGCCACCAGCAGCAGGUCACCUUCAAGUUCGAGCACAGGAAGGACUUCACCAUCCCCCUGACCGAGGAGUUCAUCGAGCACUGCGCGGAGGGUGCUCUCUCGAUCGAAGUGUGGGGUCACCGUUCAGCCGGAUUCAGUCGUGCCCGAGGCAAUUGGGAGGUAGAACAGCAACAACUGGCUAAAGCGCGCUCACUCGCCGAUCGCUGGACCGAGCUCACGCGCAAGAUUGAACUGUGGGUUGAGAUACACGAGCUGAAUGAUCAAGGCGAAUACGUGCCGGUUGAGGUGUCGCAGCGCGCGGACGUGUGGACGGGCGGCGUGUACCAGGUGCGCCAGGGCCAGCAGCGCCGCAUCGCCGUGCGCGUGCGCCCCGCGCUCAACACGGGCACGCUGCCGCUCGUGUGCCAGCAGAUCGUCAGCGUCGAGGUCGGCUCCGUCACCGUCCGGUCGCGACUUCAAAUGCCAUUAGACUCAUAUCAAGAUGAAGAUUUGGCAGUAUUACGGGAAAGGUGGAGCGAUGCACUGUUCCGUCGGCGACAACACUUACACGCACAGCUGCAAAAAUUGGUAAACAUGUCUCCGUCAAUGAAAAGUGAACGUGAUAUGGAACGUGAACAGUCCCUCGUCGAGCAAUGGGUUUCACUCACGGAGGAACGGAACGCUGUGCUGGUGCCGAGUCCUGGUAGUCCAAUUCCUGGAGCUCCGGCGGCGUGGGUACCUCCACUUGGGAUGGAGCAUCACAUACCUGUGUUAUUCCUUGACCUCAAUGCGGAUGAUUUAACAACUCACCCAAGCGGUGAAGAAGUGACAGUAGCGGGCCAACAUUCCAUCUUGCCAAAGGAACACGGCAACAAGUUCUACGAACUUCAAAUAUUGCACCAUCACGACAGGGAUGUGUGUGCAGUCGCCUCCUGGGACUCCUCAAUACACGACUCGCAAUAUCUUAAUCGUAUUACUGAAGCCAACGAACGCGUGUACCUGAUACUAAAGACAACAGUGAGGCUGUCGCAUCCCGCUCCAAUGGAUCUCAUACUUAGGAAACGGCUAGGGUUAAACAUUUACAAGAGGCAGAGCUUCACUGACAGGAUACGGAAGAAAAUUGUCAGCUAUUACGUGGACAGGACAGACCAGCUGACCCAGACGGGCGUAACGUACGAGGUGGUGUCCAAUAUCCCGAAGGCGAGUGAGGAGUUGGAGGAGCGUGAGAGUCUCGCGCAGAUCGCUGCCACCGGGGAAGAGACCAGCGCUGCUGAUGGAGAAACUUACAUCGAAAAAUACACUCGCGGUGUUAGCGCUGUGGAGAGCAUCCUGUCCCUGGACCGUCUGCGACAAAGUGUAGCCGUCAAAGAGCUGGAGCAGGCGCGCGGACAGCCCAUCACCAUGCGCAAGACCGCCUCGGUACCUAACUUCUCACAGAUCAUGCGCUUGGACUCCUCCUUUGAGUCUCUGACGGGCCUGGCGGCGGGUAGGUCGGGCAGCGUAGCGGACCUGGCCGACGAGACCCCGCGCUCGCGCGCCGUGCACCGACACUCGUACGCGGCGCCUGCGCACAACGACCCGGACAUGACCACGCCCACUAAACCAUUCGGACUCGCGUCUCCAGCCAGUGGCAAGUUGGGCCUUCGUAUGACGACGCUCCACGAAGAGCCUGGCAGACGUAAUGAUGAGGACUCGCAUUCUGAACCGGAGUCGGCUCCUGUUGAUGAACUAACUACGCCACGAUCACAGCGUACACGCAGUCGCGCCACCUCCCGAGGUUUCCUCCCCACAUCGAAAACGUUGGACUCUUUGCACGAGCUCGCCUGCGAACGGGUGCCCAACAAGAACUCACCAUCGAUAUCAUCUAGUGGAUACGGAUCACAAGCGGUAUCAUCAACAAACUUGACAAACGACGACACUUUAUCUAUACGCAGUAUGUCAGUCGACGACACCCCGGAUUUCGACAAAACGAUGGAUUACACACACAUCAGUCGAACUAAGAAUUCAAUGGCAGGCCUAAGAAAUGAAAUCACAGAACUACGAAACGACAUAAAUGAUUUGAAAAACGAUAUUGUCGAGUCCAAAAAUGAGUUGGACGACUCGUUAUACGAGAAGGCAAAAACCCCAGUACUUACACCCGGAUCUCGAAACCGUAUAAAUCCAUUUUUGAGGGAUUGUGAAGAAACCGAGAAAGAGGAGGAACAAAAGGGACAAAUUUUGGAUCCUUUAGGAGCUUUGCCGGUUGAGAGUGCGACGUUAGGCAGUCAGAGUAAAGGCAGUGAUACUUCGCAGGUCAACGGUGAUGCGACACAGGCUGAACAAGCAAACGAUUCUGCGAAUGACGGGUCACAUGAUGUGUCACAGGAUACAUCCUUUGGUGAAGUAGAUGCGGAGUCAGUUAGCUCAGAACAGUCAAGCCAAUCGGCUGAGAACAGCCGCGAAGCGUCUUCAGUUGGCGAAAGUGAUUCCGCGUCCCCUGGACCCGACCAGCCUGUUGUCAAGACGCAUUUGCCUGCUGGCAAGGUGGUCCGUCGUCGGGCGGGAGGCGCGAGCGCCCGCUCGGCGAACCGCGCGUCGUACCCGAGCGCGCGCGCCCGGCCCGCGCACGACGCGCCCGCCGCCCUGCACGACACGCCUGCCUCCUCCACCGAGCGGAUUGGAGAUGGAGACGAAUCAGCGAGCGAGUGCCCCGGGCUGCAGAGCUGGAUGUCGGUGGGCGAGAGCGUGCAGCUGCGCCUCAGCAGUAGCACGGGCGUCAUCGCCUACACCGGCCCCACACACUUCGCCUCCGGCACCUGGAUCGGCGUUGAGCUCGAUGCUCCUACUGGCAAGAACGACGGGUCGGUGGGCGGCACGCGCUACUUCUCGUGCCGCGCGCGCCACGGCAUCUUCGUGCGGCCCGACAAGCUCGUGCACGACCGCCGCGGCCGCAGCGCGCGCGCAUACCGCGACACAAGCGCCUCCACCAAGGGUGAAGGUCUACACAAUCUACACAGAUCGAGGAGUCGCGGCGACAGCAUAAACGCCGUCGGAACUAAAACUAGAGUUAGCAAAUAG
Messenger RNA from Arctia plantaginis, 5724 nucleotides. NCBI's taxonomy places the organism in Eukaryota, Metazoa, Arthropoda, Insecta, Lepidoptera, Erebidae. The record is from the annotation of a GenBank genome assembly.